AUGUCUUAUCACUCUCUUCUACUCUUAUGGUUCCUUUUCUUUCUCUUCACCCACCCCUUACUUUCUCUCCCUUUCUUGCCUUCAGACAACGUCACACUCUAUGGUGACGCUUUCUUCAGCAACAACGGUAUCACUCUCACCAAAGAACAAUCCACGUGCCCUUUCUCUUCUUCUUCAUCAUCAUCAGGGAUAGGAAGAGCUUUCUAUGUCUACCCAGUUCGCUUUCUUGAUCCUGAAACUAACUCCACUGUUUCUUUCUCAGGCCGUUUCUCUUUCUCAAUCGUUUCAUCAUCUCCUUCUUGUUCUUCAGGUGAUGGCAUUGCCUUUCUCAUAGCCUCAACUACCGAGUUUGCAACACUUUCUAAAGGUUACAUGGGUCUUCCCUCACACGUUUUGGACAAAAAAGCUUCAUACUUUGCUGUGGAAUUUGACACCAGUUUGGACCCUUCACUUGGUGACCUUAAUGGAAACCAUGUUGGGAUUGAUGUUAACAGUGUCGUGUCUUUUGCUUCUGUGGAUGCUUUGUCACGUGGGAUUGACCUCAAGAGCGGGAAAAUGAUCACUGCUUGGGUAGAGUAUAGGGAUGCCAUGAAGAUGGUUCGUGUGUGGGUUGGUUAUUCUUCAACUAGGCCUACAACUCCAAUUCUUGCUUCACAAAUUGACCUUUCUGAGAAGUUUAAGGAUUUCAUGCAUGUUGGUUUUUCUGCCUCUAAUGGGCAGGGUUCAGGUGUUCACCUUGUUCAUCAUUGGCAGUUUAAAACUUAUGGGUAUUCCCCUUCAGUGAGUCCUAUUGACAUGGUGGAAGAAGGAGACUGUUUCUUGUGUUAUGCUGGGGAUUCAAGAAUGGCUCUUGGAUUGGGAGGGUUAACAUCAUUUCUGGUGUCAGGUUUGAUAGCUGCUGUGGCAGUGUGUGUUUUCUUGACAAAGAAAAAGGGUGGUUUAAGACAGAUUAGGGACGGGCAAAGUUGUAGAUUUCAGACAACUAAAGUGCCAACCAGAUUGUCACUUUCAGAGAUCAAAUCAGCCACAAUGGGGUUCAAUCAAAAUAGACUUGUUGGGGAAGGUGCAUCAGCAAAGGUUUAUAAAGGGUAUCUUCCACUUGGAGGAGUUGUGGCAGUGAAGAGAUUUGAGAGCGUUAAUGAUUUAGACUGUUUGCACAACCCUUUUGCAACUGAAUUUGCAACAAUGGUGGGUUACUUGAGGCACAAGAAUUUGGUUCAGCUUAAGGGAUGGUGCUGUGAGGGGAAUGAGCUGGUCCUGGUUUAUGAGUACUUGCCCAAUGGGAGCCUCAAUAAAGUUCUUCAUAGAAACUUCAAUUCUUCAGUUGUACUUUCAUGGAAGCAAAGAGUUAACAUAAUUCUGGGGGUUGCUUCUGCUCUUACCUAUCUUCAUGAAGAAUGUGAGAGGCAAAUCAUUCAUAGAGAUGUGAAGACUUGCAAUAUAAUGCUUGAUGCAGAUUUCAAUGCGAAGCUUGGGGAUUUUGGACUUGCAGAAGUGUAUGAACAUAGUUGUAGCACAAGGGAUGCUACUAUACCUGCAGGAACAAUGGGGUAUCUUGCUCCUGAAUAUGUUUAUUCUGGUGUUCCUACUGUAAAGACUGAUGUGUAUAGCUUUGGAGUAGUGGUGUUAGAAGUGGCAACGGGGAGGAAGCCUGUAGAAGAUGAUGGCACUGUGGUUGCUGAUUAUGUGUGGAACUUGUGGGAAAAAAACAAACUCAUUGAUGCUGCCGAUCCAAGAUUGAGUGGAAGGUUUGAUGCACUUGAGAUGGAAAGGAUACUCCUGGUGGGGCUUGUUUGUGUGCACCCUGACUAUGAGAAAAGACCCAGAGUAAGAGAAGCAGCUAGAAUUCUUAAGAAGGAAGCCCCACCUCCAAUGUUGCCUCCUAACAAACCAAGGGUGAGAAUUAGGCCUAUUUGUCCAAAUGAUACACCUGAAACACAAAAUGUUGUUGGGGACUGGAUCAGUACAGACGAGGGUCCAUAUAUGACUCCUAGGAGCCAGUUUUACUAA
Molecule: messenger RNA, 2010 nt
Organism: Abrus precatorius (Indian licorice)
Lineage: Eukaryota; Viridiplantae; Streptophyta; Magnoliopsida; Fabales; Fabaceae
Product: L-type lectin-domain containing receptor kinase S.6
Exons: 2
Coding region: 1-2010 (669 amino acids)
Biological process (GO): protein phosphorylation
Cellular component (GO): plasma membrane
Molecular function (GO): protein kinase activity; carbohydrate binding; ATP binding
Source: RefSeq, a predicted model, not a curated record